AUGGCUGAGGCAAAGGUGAGCGCUGAGAAGAAGGCGGCAAACCCGAUGCGGGAGAUUGUCGUAAAAAAGCUCUGCAUUAACAUUUGCGUGGGUGAAUCUGGUGAUCGUCUCACCCGUGCAUCGAAGGUGCUCGAGCAACUCUGCGAACAGACUCCCGUUCUGUCCCGCGCGCGAUUAACGGUCCGUACAUUUGGUAUCCGGCGUAACGAAAAGAUUGCCGUGCACUGCACUGUGCGUGGCAAGAAGGCUGAGGAACUACUGGAAAAGGGUCUGAAGGUUAAGGAAUUUGAGCUAAAGAGCUACAACUUCUCUGACACAGGUUCCUUUGGCUUCGGUAUCUCAGAGCAUAUUGAUCUUGGUAUCAAAUAUGAUCCGUCUACCGGUAUCUAUGGUAUGGACUUCUACGUCGUUCUCGGCCGCCGCGGUGAGCGCGUGGCGCACCGGAAGCGCAGGGUUAGCCGUGUGGGCUUCAACCACCGUGUCCGUAAGGAGGAGGCCAUGAAGUGGUUCGAGAAGGUACAUGACGGUAUUAUCUUCCAAGCCAAGAAAAAGAAGAAGUCGAUGGUUCGCCGUCGCCGCCGUUAA
Molecule: messenger RNA, 585 nt
Organism: Trypanosoma brucei brucei TREU927
Lineage: Eukaryota; Euglenozoa; Kinetoplastea; Trypanosomatida; Trypanosomatidae
Product: 60S ribosomal protein L11, putative
Exons: 1
Coding region: 1-585 (194 amino acids)
Biological process (GO): translation
Cellular component (GO): ribosome; cytosolic large ribosomal subunit
Molecular function (GO): structural constituent of ribosome; RNA binding
Source: RefSeq, a predicted model, not a curated record